AUGUUGCCUGUCGGUGUCCAGAGUGGCUCGUCCUUACCAAAUUUUGGUAAGCCUAUCAAGCCAAUCAACGAUCUAGAUGAUGGGGAGUUUAAACAGGAAGAGGCUGAACUUCGCUGCCAAUUGGCGUCUCUGUACCGGCUCGUGGAUUUGUUCCAAUGGAGUCAAGGGAUUUACAACCACAUGACGGUGCGUCUUCCUGGUGACAAUCCCGAGAUCUUGAUCAAUCCAUUCGGCUUGCUUUAUCAUGAACAAACUGCCAGCACACUUGUGAAAGUAGAUCUCGAUGGAAAAGUGCUUCAUCCUGGAAGCACAAAUUUGGGCAUCAAUCAGGCGGGCUACACUCUCCACUCCGCUAUUCAUGGAGCUCGAAAGGAUCUGCUUUGCGUGAUUCAUCUGCACACGCCCGCAGUGGCGGCAGUCUCCGCGAUGAAGUGCGGUCUACUGCCUUUGUGUCAAGAAUCCAUGAUUGUGGGACCAGUUGCCUAUCACGAGUAUCAGGGCAUUCUGGUCGACCUUAAAGAGAGGGAUUCACUUGUGAAGGAUAUGGGCUCGCGUAAUGUGAUGAUCUUGAAGAAUCACGGCUUCGUCGUUGGUGGAGAAACUAUUGAAGAAGCGUUUCACCUGACCUACCAUCUGAUUCUGGCAUGUCAGACACAGGUGCAAGCGAUGAGAUGCGGAAGUAUGGAGGCACUAAAUUUACCCUCGGAGGAAAGCGCACGAAGAGCAUUUGAAACUGCUGCUCGUGGAGGCGGUGGUGUGAAUCGAAAAGACGGUAUCAUCGACAUGCAGUGGGGAUUGGGUGAGCUGGAGUGGCAAGCAUGGAUGAGGACCCUUGACGAAAUGGGCAUGCAAACUGGCUACAAACACCGGCCCCUGUAA
Molecule: messenger RNA, 879 nt
Organism: Necator americanus (New World hookworm)
Lineage: Eukaryota; Metazoa; Nematoda; Chromadorea; Rhabditida; Ancylostomatidae
Exons: 8
Coding region: 1-879 (292 amino acids)
Cellular component (GO): postsynaptic density; cytoskeleton; plasma membrane
Molecular function (GO): actin filament binding
Source: RefSeq, a predicted model, not a curated record